AUGGAAACACUAGAAACUAUUAAUCCAUUUACAUUAGCACCAUGGGAGGAACGACUGCAGGCCGAUAGUGGACAAACCCCGGAGUCACAGGUAGAAGCCGGCGGGUCUAUGCAGAUCACAGUCAGCAGCUCGGCACGGAAUAAGGUAGUGGGAUUUGGCGGAGUGAUUCAAAAGCAGCCGCCCAAGUACAAGAAGCCAAGACUAAAGACCUUCUCCGUCACACUUAGCGCAAGAUCAGAGUAG
This is a messenger RNA of Aspergillus calidoustus, 243 nucleotides long. Lineage: Eukaryota; Fungi; Ascomycota; Eurotiomycetes; Eurotiales; Aspergillaceae. The record is from the annotation of a GenBank genome assembly.